This is a messenger RNA of Linum tenue, 277 nucleotides long. The record is from the annotation of a GenBank genome assembly. NCBI's taxonomy places the organism in Eukaryota, Viridiplantae, Streptophyta, Magnoliopsida, Malpighiales, Linaceae.
CCAAAUUCCUGGAGGUGCGGAGCAAAUUUCCUCGCCAAAUCAAAAGUCUGCCUGGGACGGUGCAAAGCGAGGCGGCCGGCGCUGAGGGAGACGAAUACUUGCGAUAGUCUGUUACUUUGGCGGCGCUGCUAUUCCACGGAAACAGAGGCCGAGGAAGACGAGGAUUCCUUUUCCUGUUAUACAGAAUCAAUGUAGGAUGCAGCAGUCAGGGAUUUGCCUCUGUUAUACAAGUCGCAGGGAGUGAUUAUCUAGCAGCCUCCAAGGAGGGAGAUCGGUG